This is a messenger RNA of Solea solea (common sole), 5505 nucleotides long. RefSeq names its product spondin 1b (gene spon1b). Gene Ontology annotation, biological process: cell adhesion. The transcript has 16 exons. NCBI's taxonomy places the organism in Eukaryota, Metazoa, Chordata, Actinopteri, Pleuronectiformes, Soleidae. Gene Ontology annotation, cellular component: extracellular matrix. The record is from RefSeq and is a predicted model, not a curated record. The coding region runs from base 407 to 2833 and encodes 808 amino acids.
GUGCGGAGCUCCAGUCUGGAUCUUCCCCUCGCCGCGUCACCAGCUCCCGGUGAUUUGGUUAGGUUUGGUUGGGUUCAGCCCUCACUCUUUAUGACCAGCACCAUAAAGUGAUCCGGAAACAGCAGCAGCAGCAGCAGGAGCAGCUUGAACCCCGCGCUCCUCCUUUUCACCGCUGUGCGCCCCAGACGCGCUCUCUCCACUCCAGGAUGGACUCGCCUCCGUCUCCUUGUCUUCACCUCAGACGCUGACUGUGACUGCAGUAGUUUUGCUUUGGUUGGAGUUCGUGUUGGGAGAGAACGCGGCUGAUCUUUUUCUACAUUCUUUGAUUUGACUGCCAGUGCACACACACACACACACACACACACACACACACUCACUCCACACUCUCUGUGUGCACUCCUCCGACAUGGGAAUGUAUUUGCAUCUGCUGCUUUUGCAGUACUAUUUCGUCACGAGUUUUGUGUGCAACGCCGUCGCCUUCGUGGAGGAGCCGUCCGGGGGCAGGUCGGACGGGUACUGCGGGCGGAUCCUCCGGCCGCAAACCCAGGGAACCCGCAGGGAAGGGCACCAUGAGUUCAGGCUCAGGGUGGAGGGAGACCCGGAGACCUACCAACCUGGCUACACCUACAGAGUGGUUCUCCUGGCAGCCAGCCCGAAUUAUUUUAGAGGUUUCACCCUCAUCGCGCUGAAGGAGGGCAGAGAGGGCACCACGGACGACGACUACGCCGGACAGUUCCAGAUCAUCGAUGAGGAGGACACUCAGUUCAUGACCAACUGUCCGCCUGCAGUGACCGAGAGCACCCCUCGCAGACGCACCAGGAUACAGGUGCUCUGGACGGCGCCACCUACAGGGUCUGGCUGUAUUAUUCUGAAGGCCAGUAUUGUCCAGAAGAGAAUCAUCUAUUUCCAGGAAGAGGGUUCUCUCACCAUUCGGCUUUGUGAGAAAGAGCGCGUUUUUGGUGAAGCUACAGAAACUCCUGCCAUGGAAUGCUGCGCCUGUGGAACAGCCAAGUACAGACUCACCUUCUACGGCAACUGGUCAGAGAAAGUUCAUCCAAAAGACUAUCCAAGACGAGCCAAUCACUGGUCAGCUCUCAUCGGCGCAUCCCACUCCAGGAGUUACGUGCUGUGGGAGUACGGCGGCUAUGCCAGCGAGGGAGUGCGACAGGUCGCCGAGCUCGGCUCGCCCAUCAAGAUGGAAGAGGAGAUUCGACAAAAGGGAGAUGAAGUCCUGACUGUCAUUAAAACCAAGGCUCAGUGGCCGGCGUGGCAGCCGCUCAACAUGCGAGCAGCUCCGUCAGCAGAGUUUUCUGUGGACCGGACCCGUCACCUGAUGUCCUUCCUCACCAUGCUGGGGCCCAGUCCGGACUGGAACGUGGGGCUGUCGGGAGAAGACCUGUGCACCAAGGACUGCGGCUGGGUGCAGCGGCUGGUGACCGACCUCAUCCCCUGGGACGCCGGCACCGACAACGGCGUCACGUACGAGUCACCAAAUAAGCCCACCAUCCCCCAGGAGAAGAUCCGACCCCUCACCAGUCUGGAUCACCCCCAGAGUCCGUUCUAUGACCCUGAGGGCGGAGCUAUCACUCCUGUGGCGAAGCUGGUGGUGGAGCGCAUCGCCAGGAAGGGCGAACAAUGUAACGUGGUUCCAGACACCAUCGACGACAUUGUCGCUGAUAUUGGACAGGAGGAGAAGGAGAGAGACGACACGCCGGAGACGUGCAUCUACUCGGCCUGGUCCCCGUGGUCGGCGUGCAGCAGCGCCACGUGUGAGAAAGGACGGAGGAUGAGGCAGAGGAUGCUGAAGGCACAGCUGGACCUCAGCGUGCCGUGUCCACACACUCAGGAUUUCCAGCCCUGCAUGGGCCCGGGAUGCAGCAUGGAAGAACCUUCCACGUGUAUGAUGUCAGAGUGGAUCAGCUGGUCGGCGUGCAGCGUGUCCUGUGGGAUGGGCAUGAGGUCCAGGGAGCGAUACGUCAAACAGUAUCCAGAGGACGGAUCACUCUGCCAGCUGCAGACCGAGGAGACGGAGAAGUGUGUCGUCAACGAUGAAUGCUCUCCCAGCAGCUGUGUGGUGACGGAGUGGGCCGAGUGGGAUCCCUGCAGCGUCACCUGUGGACUCGGCAUGAGGAGACGCGAGCGCAUGGUGAAGAUGCCUCCCAUCGAUGGAUCCAUGUGUAAAACAGAGGUGGCGGAGGUGGAGAAGUGCAUGAUGCCGGAAUGCCACACCAUCCCGUGCAUGCUGUCUCCGUGGUCAGACUGGAGCGCGUGCAGUGUGACGUGCGGUCGCGGCAUUCGAACACGUCAGAGGAUGUUGAAGUCCGAUCCGGCGGAGUGCACCGAGGAGCUGGAGCAGACGGAGAAGUGCAUGCUGCCCGAGUGUCCCGUGGACUGCAUGGUCUCGGACUGGUCCGACUGGUCCGAGUGCAACAAGUCCUGCGGUAAGGGACACAUCAUCCGGACCCGCAUGGUCAAGCUGGAGCCGCAGUUCGGAGGCGGCGUGUGUCCCGAGACCAUCCAGAGGAAGAAGUGCAAGAUCAGGAAGUGCCGGACGAAAGCCAAGGAGGAGAGAGGAGGACGGGGAGGAGACGGAGGAAGGGGAGGAGAUGGAGGAGGAAUGAGGAGACGGCGAGGAAAGCAGGGCAAAGAAGCAGCGCUGGAGGAACAAAAAGGCUGCAGGAUGCAUCCAUGGAGCAGCUGGUCGGACUGUUCCAAACCAUGCGGCGGGGGGGUCCAAGAGCAUUUCAUGAUGGUGAGGAAGCGGUCGAAGGGCCCAGCGUCCAGCUGUAAGGAGCGGAGGGAGAUCCGUGCCUGUAACGUUCAUCCCUGCUAGGGGGCACUACUGAGCCACAGAGGAGCGGAGGCUUGAAUACAUUUAAAAUAUGAAAGUAUGCGUUUAUUCGAUCGUGUUGGAAGGUGAAGACGAUGAUGAUGAUGAUGAUGGGUUUGGAAAGUUUGGUCAAUUCGCUGUUUAGUGAAGCCAUUGUAGACGUUUAGUGAACAGGGCUGAAUUUACUUUAGGCCGCAGUGGAAAACUUUACAUUUAGAGAGUCGUGAUUGUGUCCUGCAAAAAAACAACAGUAGUUUUUCUUUUUUGUUAAUUUCCAUUAGCAAAAAGUUUCAUCGUCAACCUGGAAACAUGGAAUAUUUUUAAUUUCCUGGGAAUUCUCGUCAAAAUCAGCUCAUGUUUUCUGAGGAAAUUACUUAAUUUAAGUCUUACGUGCUGCCAUAAAAACGUGCCAUAUCUGUUACUGCACACAUCUACAAAAGAGUAUUAGUGCCACAUGUAAAAAACAAACAAAAACAGCAUGAAUUCUGUGAUUAAAGUCUAAAGAAUUCUGACUUUAUUCUCAGAAUUUGGUCUUUAAUGUCAUAAUUCAGACUUUAAUCUCAUAAUUAUGACUUUAAUCUCAUGCUGUUAUAUUGUUUUACUUGUGGCACUAAUUCUCUUCUGUACAUAAUCAUAGUCGAAUUCAUGACGUAGAUCCCGACUGAUGCGUCAUACAAAUAUAUAUUUUUCAUCAAUAUGUCUAAUUUAAAAAAAUAAAUGUAUCUGAGGCUUUUUAUUUUUUACAGUUUAAUCACAAACUUUAUCAUUUAUUAAAUUUAAAUGAAAGAAAACACAAAAACAACCAAAUAAAAGUAGAAUGUUGUACUUUAAAGAUCAUAAAAAACAUCUAACAUAAUUUAAUCACCUGCAGUUAUUAAUCAAUGCAUCGUUGUUGUUCUUUGUUGUUAUUAUUAUAAUAAUAACAAAUAUAUAUUUUUAGCUUCUCAAAUAUGAAUAAUGUUCUGCUUUCUUUGCUCUAAAUAAUUAAGCAAUAUAUUUAUUCUAAUCUGAUCUAUCUAAUCUGGUCUCUAGCUAAUCAAACCUUGUAAAGCAGUUGUUUUGAGUGUAACUGAAUCGUUAGAAUGAUCUAAUAUUUACAGCAAUUUCUAAAACUUAUUGAACCAAACAAGUCUUUUUUAAUCUGUUAUGAAAAUAAUCAUAAAUUCUUAAAAACGACUCAGUUUUAAAUUUUGCUUUGUUAUUUUUGUUAAAAAAAGAGAAAUUGUUCAUAUUUGCAAACAUUAACACACAAACAGCUUUCUAUAAUAUUAUAUCAAUACAUUUUUUAUCUGUUUUUAAUCAGUCGGGCUUUAAAAUGUCACAUUUCCAUGUUAGAAUUCAAACUUUCAGCCAAAAUGUUCAAUCCUUCAGAUUAUAAUUGUAUACAUGGCUUUGCGGUCAUUUUUGAGGGUAUUAACGUGCAUAAAAACUCUUGAAUCUUUGCAUGGAGGUCAGGUCUGGCAAAAAUGCCAUAUUGGUGAAAGGUGAAAACGGAGGCAAAAUUUUGUUCCACCGAAUUUCCUGAAACUUGGUGGGAAGAUGUUAUAGACCAAGGUGAACAAAAAAGUCAACCAUAACCAUGGCCUCAACUCAACAGGAAGUCAGCCAUUUUGAAUUUUGGUAUCCACUUUGGCGAGUUGCACCCUACGUAAAUGAGCAAACUCGUCCAAGCGCAUUUGUCGUACUGACAAAGUUGUAAAAGGUUGUCGAAAGGUUUUGUGGAUUCAAAAGGGCGUGGCCGCAGAAACUCUCUGCAUUUCGGUGAAUUUUGAGCAUUUGCCACAAAACAGGAAGUGCCCUUCAGCCCACGUUGAGUUCCACCAAAUUUCCCGAAACUUGGUGGGAAGAUGUUAAAGAUCAAGGCGAACAAAAAAGUUGACUGGCCUCAAAUCAACAGCAAGUUGGCCAUUUGGUUAAAGGCGGACACAUUAAAGGCGGAAAGUUGUCUAAAGGUUUUGCGGAUUCAAAAGUGAGGCCAGGGAACUGCUGCACUCCCCGAGGGUUCUUUCAUGACUGUGUGCAGUCCUCGUUCUUUCUUUGCAAGACUCACUCACUCACUCGCUCACUCAGUCAUGUCUCUGCAGUCGUGUGGAUGAACUGUAUCUUAUCUCCUAUCUAACCAACACGUAUAAAAUGACACUUGUAUGUAAGAACUAAACGAAGAAAAACAGUCCUGUUUUCUACUGUAAUCUAAUCUUGUCUUUUUACUGUGCUGCUGUUUCUCUGUGGUUGCAGCUCAUGUAGCAUUUUAAAACCUGCGACGGCUGUUUUCCCGCAGGAUUCUACGUUAGCAUGUGUGCGGAGCGUGAUUUUAUCGCGUUUUAUCGGCUGUAGAUGUUUCAAAACGACUGUAUCUGCCUCCACUGGCUCCUGAACACACCACCAGGUGGCGCCGACAGCUCAUCGUAAACUAGACUGUUAUCGAGGCCUUUGUUGAAAACACAUGCAUUUUCCUUUUAUUAUGAUUAUUAUUGUUAUUGUUAUGCUUUACAUCCUGACUGUAAUCUGUAAUUUUUUAAUCCCUGGCAGUUUAUAUUGUAGUUUAUUUCUGUUGUAAUUAUAGUUGUUGAUGUUUGUUUAUUUUCCUCUUCUUCACUUUUAUUUUUCUGCGACUCUGUGUCAUGUGACUAUUUUGUAAGAAACCACCUUUACAAUAAAAACCAUGUAAAUGUGAA